UUUGUUUGCGUGGACAACGCGAUGACGUCACACAUCAUGCGCCACUCUUGAUGUACUAUGUUUAUGUUUCUUUCAGCUUGAGAUCUUUAUCUAAGCACAUACAUUUUAUUUGUAAUUUUUUAGAGCAAAAAUGAGCAACGAAAUCGUUUUAUUGUACUCGUAUAUAUCUACAGCCGAAGCAACUCAUUAGCUGAACAAGGUAAAGAAGCUAAUACUGACGGACACCGAGCUGGAACGGAAACCCUAAAGUUCCGUGUACUUUUAAAAGACCUCGGGGACAUGGGCAGGCUGGAUGAUGCUGCCAAACGCAAAGUGGUGGAACUGCGUGAAGCAGGCCUGAGCUUCCGCAAGAUCAAAGCUGUGCUGGAGCUGGAGAACAUCAAAGUAUCCGCACAGGCCAUCUAUCUCUUCCUGAAAGAGUUUCAUGGAAGAGGCAGACAAAAUGAUGCUCCUGUGUCCGGGAAUGGUGGACCUACAACAGCCUCGGGAUCAAGGGAUACGGGGCUAGGCGAACCAAGACAUGGUGCCUGGAGUGAGCAGCAACUAAGGAAUCUACUUCGUGAGGCUGCCCAUGUUGCUGGCUUCUCAUCCCCUUCAGACUCCUCAGGGCAGAGUGUGGUAGCUUCAGAACCCAGGGGACACUCCUCUGGGACAGGGCCAACUAGCCAGGAGCCACAACAGGGAGACAGGAAGGACGAAGAUGUCAGAAUCAUAAGUGUCACCUCACUGGCACAGAAUACUAACCAUGAUGCCGUUCAAACAGUACGCUCAGGGUUUGGCUCAGGAGCAAUAGCUGGAACGUUUUCAAGGAGAAGGUACACACCCUCACCAGCAAACCCAGUCCUUGUGGCUCGGAAAAGGCUCCUAGAUAAGGCUUUGUUUCACAGAGCAAGGGUACGGGACAGUGGCCCUCAGUCUGCCCAACAAACUGUGUCAUUAGUGAGAAGAGAUCAGUCAUGUUUCCCUUACUCAGAAGGAAGGAAGGUUGUGUUACCUCAAACAAGCUCAUUCAACCCCACUUCCACGCGAACUGUAAGGGGACUUCACCCAGGGAACAACCUUUUUCGACAAGGAUUUCAGCAACGUGCAAAUAUACCCACCCGCUCGACAGAACAGUCACCCCGUGUUGGCAUUCGGAUUCCCGUACCAGGCCAAUCAAGUACCGGACCACAGAAUGUGAGUUCGUCCGUAAGGGCUCCGGCUCUGACCAGUCAGCAGCAGUCCCCAAGCCAGCAGAGCAAUGUGGACACUGGAACAUUAAGUGCACUGCAGGAACAGGUCAAGUCUCUUGCUACUGAAGUGCGCAGCCUUGGCUUGGCUCUCAGGAUGAUGGUAGAGCAGCAGGGCCGUCUGGAGAGGGAGCAGAGCCAGCAGACACAGGUCCAAAAGCAGAUCCUGACCACCUUGCAGAAAUUAGCAUCUAAACAGGGACCCUGUGGUUUUCAGCACAGUACAACUUCUACACUGCCCCCUUGCCCAUUGUCUUCAGCCUCCUUUAGCCAGAGCACCUUCACCCCUAGCCAAGGCAGUAGUUUGUGCAGCCAAGCCCAAUCCAGAUAUAACGAAAUCGAUGGAUCCACCCUUGAUAAUAUUGAGCCAUUUUCUCUGGACACUCUCAGCUCUGCUACUAUAGAUGGCUUUCAAACCUCUGACUCUCUAUCAUUCAACCGGACACACUCACCAACAUUUACACAGUCACACACACAACAAUUCACACCUGAGAUAGUCAGCUAUACGCAGUCUCACACAGACACUUAUGCAGGAAUCGACAGCAAGCCAGCAGAAAUAGCCUCACCAAACACAGACAGAUCUUUUCAAGCUUGCAGGUCUUCAAGUCAGUCUUCUACUGAACCUAUUUCUGUGCACGAUGCCCAACUGACUAUUGUCAAAAUAGAAAAUGUUUAAAAAAACUGCAGAAAUUGACAUAUACUGCUGUGUUUCUUGUGUUUCUGAUCUUCCUUGCUGAUUUUUGAUGAAUUUUAGAGUGAAUCAUUCAAUGGUACUGUAGCUUCAGCAAUAGUGGAUGAGUAAUAGUGGAUUUGAGUCUUACACAACUUUUAAUAAUGGGCCAAACAUCAUACCAUACAUUCACAAAACAUUUAUCAUAAAUUUGAAGUAAUUCUUUUAAAUUAUCCAUUUAUUUGUGUUUUUUAUUUUAUUGAGCAAAUACAAGUUUAGUGUUAGGCAAAAUAAGGCAAAAUAAAACCUGACUGUUUUCCUGUA
Messenger RNA from Hemibagrus wyckioides, 2223 nucleotides. RefSeq lists its product as uncharacterized. Lineage: Eukaryota; Metazoa; Chordata; Actinopteri; Siluriformes; Bagridae. Bases 280 to 1905 code for a protein of 541 amino acids. The transcript has 4 exons. The record is from RefSeq and is a predicted model, not a curated record.